UCACUGAAAAACUUUGCAACAUUUGUCAACAUUUGUCCUUUCUUCUACUUCUGCAACUUUGUCUCUACACAUAUCCACCGAUUUCAAGAGCUCUCUGUAACUGUACGAUCAUGGCACACCCAAGUUCUUCCACUUCAGACCCGAAAAACAAUAAGAAAGAUUUUUCGACUGCAAUUUUGGAGAGGAAGAAAUCCCCUAACCGCCUUAUUGUUGAUGAGGCCUUAAAUGAUGACAAUUCAGUUGUGUCUAUGCACCCUAAUAAAAUGGAAGAGCUGCAACUAUUUCGGGGAGAUACUGUCUUGCUAAAGGGUAAAAAACGAAAGGACACUGUUUGUGUUGUCCUUGCAGAUGAACAAUGUGAAGAACCUAAGAUCAGAUUGAACAAAGUCGUUCGAGCUAAUCUUAGAAUUCGUCUUGGGGAUGUUGUGUCUGUACACCAGUGUCCUGAUGUUAAGUAUGCGAAGCGUGUUCACAUUCUUCCAAUUGAUGACACAGUUGAGGGGAUGACUGGCAACCUGUUUGAUGCAUACUUGAAGCCAUACUUCUUGGAGUCUUACCGCCCUGUCAGGAAGGGCGAUCUCUUCGCAGUCAGAGGUGGUAUGCGUAGUGUUGAAUUUAAAGUGGUUGAGACGGAACCCGGAGAAUAUUGUGUUGUUGCACCUGAUACAGAGAUCUUUUGCGAGGGAGAACCAAUCAAGCGUGAAGAUGAGGAGAGACUAAAUGAAGUUGGAUAUGAUGAUGUUGGUGGUAUGAGGAAGCAAAUGGCUCAGAUUCGUGAGCUGGUUGAACUCCCUCUAAGGCAUCCACAGUUGUUCAAGUCAAUUGGUGUGAAACCACCAAAAGGUAUUCUCCUGUAUGGUCCUCCUGGAUCGGGGAAAACCUUGAUUGGCAGAGCUGUGGCAAAUGAGACUGGUGCAUUUUUCUUUUUAAUUAAUGGGCCUGAAAUAAUGUCCAAAUUGGCUGGUGAGAGUGAGGGUAACUUGAGGAAGGCAUUUGAGGAAGCUGAAAAGAACGCACCAUCUAUCAUUUUUAUUGAUGAGUUAGACUCAAUUGCUCCAAAGAGAGAAAAGACACACGGCGAAGUUGAGCGGCGCAUAGUUUCCCAACUUCUGACAUUAAUGGAUGGGCUCAAGUCUCGAUCUCAUGUGAUUGUCAUGGGAGCCACCAACAGACCAAACAGUAUUGAUCCUGCUCUCAGGAGAUUUGGGAGAUUUGACCGAGAGAUUGACAUCGGCGUACCAGAUGAAGUAGGGCGGCUGGAGAUCCUACGGAUUCAUACUAAAAAUAUGAAGCUCGAUGAUAAUGUUGAUCUAGAGAGAGUUGCAAGAGACACACAUGGUUAUGUCGGAUCUGAUCUUGCUGCCUUGUGCACCGAGGCUGCGUUGCAGUGUAUCAGGGAGAAAAUGGAUGUUAUUGACUUGGAGGACGAGACCAUUGAUGCUGAAGUGUUGAAUUCAAUGGCUGUGACUAAUGAGCAUUUUCAAACUGCUCUGGGUGCUUCAAAUCCAUCAGCUUUACGAGAAACGGUUGUGGAGGUACCCAACACCUCCUGGGAGGAUAUUGGAGGGCUGGAAAAUGUCAAGCGGGAACUCCAAGAGACUGUUCAGUAUCCGGUUGAGCAUCCUGAGAAGUUUGAGAAGUUUGGCAUGUCACCCUCUAAAGGGGUUCUUUUCUAUGGACCUCCUGGUUGUGGCAAAACGUUACUUGCCAAAGCUAUUGCAAAUGAGUGUCAGGCUAACUUCAUAAGUGUGAAAGGACCGGAGUUGCUUACAAUGUGGUUUGGAGAAAGUGAAGCAAAUGUUCGGGAAAUAUUUGACAAGGCACGACAGUCUGCUCCGUGUGUACUGUUCUUUGAUGAACUCGAUUCCAUUGCUACGCAGAGGGGGAAUUCUGUGGGAGAUGCUGGUGGUGCUGCUGAUAGAGUACUCAAUCAAUUGUUGACAGAGAUGGAUGGAAUGACGGCAAAGAAAACAGUAUUCAUCAUUGGGGCAACAAAUAGGCCAGACAUUAUUGACCCUGCAUUGCUCAGACCAGGGCGUCUAGAUCAAUUAAUUUACAUUCCCCUCCCAGAUGAAGCUUCCCGUCUUCAAAUCUUCAAAGCAUGUUUGCGGAAGUCCCCCGUCUCUAAGGACGUGGAUCUGGCAGCUCUAGCACGGUAUACACAUGGUUUUAGUGGUGCAGACAUAACUGAGAUUUGUCAACGAGCAUGCAAAUACGCCAUUAGAGAAAACAUUGAAAAGGAUAUUGAGAGAGAGAGGAAGAGGGGAGAAAACCCUGAAGCAAUGGAUGAAGAUGACACUGAUGACGUGGCUGAAAUAAAGGCUGCACACUUUGAGGAGUCCAUGAAAUAUGCUAGACGAAGUGUGAGUGAUGCUGACAUUAGGAAGUACCAGCUUUUUGCUCAAACAUUACAGCAGUCACGGGGACUUGGAACUGAAUUCAAAUUCGCUGAGCACGCAGCUAAUGCUACAACAACCGGGGCAACAUCCGACCCAUUCGCUUCUGUUAAUGCUGCCGGAGACGAUGACGACUUGUAUAGUUAAUAAGUUAACCUUGUGCAGCUUAAUAAUAAAUGUGGUGGAUGUUUACCUAUUAUAGAUGAGGAUGAUAGGGUGCUGGAAAAAUGGAAUGUUAAGUGGUAAGUAGUAUAAGUACGUUUGCAUGUUGCGACUCUGGUAUGAAAGAAAUAUUAGUGACA
Messenger RNA from Lycium ferocissimum, 2698 nucleotides. Its product is annotated as cell division cycle protein 48 homolog. The coding region runs from base 111 to 2543 and encodes 810 amino acids. Gene Ontology annotation, biological process: retrograde protein transport, ER to cytosol; autophagosome maturation; mitotic spindle disassembly. Gene Ontology annotation, molecular function: polyubiquitin modification-dependent protein binding; ATP binding; ATP hydrolysis activity. The transcript is spliced from 9 exons. NCBI's taxonomy places the organism in Eukaryota, Viridiplantae, Streptophyta, Magnoliopsida, Solanales, Solanaceae. Gene Ontology annotation, cellular component: cytosol; VCP-NPL4-UFD1 AAA ATPase complex; nucleus. The record is from RefSeq and is a predicted model, not a curated record.